AUGACUUCCAAUGAGAACUAUGCUGUAUUCCGCGAAUGUCUGUCUAAUGCCAUCGUGGCUCGCUCCGAGGAAAAACCAAAGCCAACACGACGGAAGCCAAAGGGCAAGCGGACUGAGCGCAAAGACGUAACAACAGCGACAACAGUCUCAUCCGGGAGAGCAGACCCAGAAGAGCUCGCCGAAUUUGUUGAUUUCCUAGCCUCAGAAACCUUCACUAUAUUCCCAGAACCCCUGCAAACCCUAAGCUAUGCGGCCAUCCAACAUGACCCAACAUUAUCAGCCCUCUACAUCCCCCCAGAUACCGACACUCCCCUCUCACGCGCCACACUCGAAGCCUUAUUCUCCCCAAUCCCAGUUAGCGUAACCGAAUCGCUACUAGUCUACGGCAUAAUUCCCGAUGCAUCAGACCUGCUGGACUUCCUCGCGCCUGUGCUUGCAGAGUACACGUCGAGCGUGACGACCGGCCCGCCGGCGUGGGCAAACACGCGCGCGGACGCGUGCGAGAUCUGCGAGCGCGACUGGAUCCCGCUGUCGUAUCAUCAUUUGAUUCCGCGUGGGGUGCAUGCAAAAGUUAUUAAAAAGGGCUGGCAUGAUGAGUGGAUGUUGAAUAGCGUGGCGUGGCUUUGUCGCGCUUGUCAUAGUUUUGUGCAUCGCAUGGCGAGUAAUGAGGAGCUCGCUAGGGAGUGGUUUACUGUUGAGAGAAUUUGUGAGAGGGAGGAUGUGCGGGAUUGGGCUAUGUGGGUUGGGAGGGUUAGGUGGAAGGCAAGUUAG
Molecule: messenger RNA, 771 nt
Organism: Penicillium crustosum
Lineage: Eukaryota; Fungi; Ascomycota; Eurotiomycetes; Eurotiales; Aspergillaceae
Product: HNH endonuclease
Exons: 2
Coding region: 1-771 (256 amino acids)
Source: RefSeq, a predicted model, not a curated record